Messenger RNA from Meloidogyne enterolobii, 384 nucleotides. The record is from the annotation of a GenBank genome assembly. NCBI's taxonomy places the organism in Eukaryota, Metazoa, Nematoda, Chromadorea, Rhabditida, Meloidogynidae.
UUUCUUAUUAUUCUUUUCUUCAGUUUCUUGUUUUUUCUUUUUUCUUUCCGUUCUUUGUUUUUUAUUCUUUUCGUUUCUCACAAUCAGUUCCAGUUUUCAGUCACUGGAGAUAAACACCUCUCAUUUUCAUAUUUUGAUUAUUCACUUUAUAUGUUUGUUUUCAAUUUAGUGGGUUUUCCUUGGAGGUUUGGUUUUUUUAUAAACCCUCUUUUGGGGGAACCCUUUUGGAGAACCAUCUUUGGUAUUUGGUUUUUCGGUGUUAGAUAUUACGGUUCGCUCCCUUCAGAAAAGUCCCUGGGGUUCUUUACAUUUACCAAUUUCACUCUAAUUUGCAAAAAAUCAUUUCUUUGUCUAAAAAAAUUCUUUGCUCUAUCCAUUAAUUAA